CAUUUUUGGAUUUAAAACACCCCAAGAAAAUGCUGCCCUAGAGAUUGGGGAAGAAGGGACGAAGGGACAGUUCCACACAACGCUGCCUCUGCAAAGUUCAUGAAACUGUUUAACUGGGGAGCAAAUGCCAGCAUGACUAGGGUCUAAGGAAGGACUUCUGUGUUCCUACCAACUGUUUGCAGCUGCAGAGGAGGGGUGCAAGGACAGCAAGGACAUAUUGAGCUACCAUGGAUAUCCCCACUGAUUUAGUGCCAUCCUCCAUGAUGUCCCAGCCUGAGGUCAUUGAGUCCACAGCCAUGAGUGAACCACAGUGCUACUACAAUGAAACCAUUGCCUUCUUUUAUAAUCGAAGUGGAAAAUAUCUAGCCACUGAAUGGAAUACUGUCAGCAAGCUUGUAAUGGGACUGGGGAUUACAGUCUGCAUCUUCAUAAUGCUAGCCAACCUCUUGGUUAUGGUGGCUAUUUAUGUCAACCGCCGAUUCCACUUCCCUAUUUAUUACUUAAUGGCCAACUUAGCCGCCGCGGACUUUUUUGCAGGACUGGCCUACUUUUACUUAAUGUUCAACACAGGACCCAACACUAGAAGACUGACUGUAAGCACCUGGCUUCUCCGUCAGGGUCUCAUUGACACUAGCUUGACAGCCUCUGUAGCCAAUUUGUUGGCCAUUGCUAUUGAGCGGCACAUUACAGUUUUCCGAAUGCAGCUACAUACUCGGAUGAGCAACCGGCGAGUGGUGGUCGUAAUUGUUGUUAUCUGGACAAUGGCCAUUGUCAUGGGCGCCAUACCAAGUGUUGGAUGGAACUGUAUUUGUGAUAUCACUCACUGCUCCAACAUGGCACCGCUCUACAGUGACUCCUACCUGGUCUUCUGGGCUAUUUUCAACCUGGUCACCUUUGUGGUCAUGGUGGUCCUAUAUGCUCAUAUCUUUGGGUACGUCCGCCAAAGGACUAUGAGAAUGUCCAGACACAGUUCUGGACCCCGCAGGAAUAGGGACACCAUGAUGAGCCUCCUGAAGACUGUCGUCAUUGUGCUUGGUGCUUUCAUUAUCUGCUGGACCCCAGGAUUAGUCUUGCUGCUCCUUGAUGUUUGCUGUCCCCAGUGUAACGUCCUGGCAUAUGAAAAAUUCUUCCUGCUCCUGGCAGAGUUCAACUCCGCCAUGAACCCCAUCAUCUACUCCUACCGGGACAAGGAGAUGAGCGCAACCUUCAAGCAGAUCCUCUGCUGCCAACGCAGUGAGAAUGCCAAUGGUCCCACUGAAGGCUCAGACCGCUCAGCGUCCUCACUCAACCACACCAUCUUGGCGGGCGUCCACAGCAACGACCACUCAGUGGUGUAAAACCACAGCCAGCCACAUGGCCGAUGAAGAGCAGCGGGGGAUGAUGUGGAGCGGGAUGGAUGCACAGCCUGGGACAAGGUAACCCACUCACAAGGUUUUCUCAGACACUAAUGGACUACAAGUACUUCUCUUCCUGGAAGCUCCACACACCGGCACAGCCUGUCCUGUCUGCAGGACUGUCCAUGCUGCAAGGCUUUUGGUUUCCACUUUCAAAAAAGCAGAAGGCAGAUGCCUUGUGGCAGAGGUCAUCAAUAGCCCAUGGAGAGCCUCGCUGAGACUUUGUCGGACUUUGCUGCAUCUUGGUGCCAGUCUGAAUCAACCCUGAUUAAUUAAGCUUAUACCUGCUUCACUGCAUUUACAUGUAGCCACUUAGUCUUUUAUAAAGGGAGUAAAGGGGAUUAAAGUAUGCCUAUCAUUUAAUAGACAUGUAAUAUUUAUCACCAUCAGCAUGCUUGUGAUGAAAAUUUUCUGUGCAGGGAUUAAAACUGUGCUCUAGUCUUUGCAUCAUUAGCCACACUGCCAUAACUACAGUGAAGACAGAAGUAAUUUUUCUAGUACAGGCAACAGGAAGAUGAUGAAAACUGACUCUUCUUACCUUCAUUACUGAUGUUAGAAAGCAUGCAUGUUCUGUGUGUAUGCAGAUUGUUUUAAUUAAAAAAAUCGUUGUAAAAUCUGCAAGUAGAAAAGUAUAGACUGUAUUGCAGUGUUUGUUUAGAUUAUGAAAUAAACAGUACGCUAGUCACAA
This is a messenger RNA of Melopsittacus undulatus (budgerigar), 2082 nucleotides long. It is a transcript of the gene LPAR1, whose product is annotated as lysophosphatidic acid receptor 1. Gene Ontology annotation, cellular component: plasma membrane; cytoplasm. The record is from RefSeq and is a predicted model, not a curated record. Gene Ontology annotation, biological process: phospholipase C-activating G protein-coupled receptor signaling pathway; adenylate cyclase-activating G protein-coupled receptor signaling pathway; regulation of metabolic process. The coding region runs from base 228 to 1337 and encodes 369 amino acids. Gene Ontology annotation, molecular function: lysophosphatidic acid receptor activity. The transcript has 5 exons. NCBI's taxonomy places the organism in Eukaryota, Metazoa, Chordata, Aves, Psittaciformes, Psittaculidae.